Phytophthora sojae is the source of this 2280-nucleotide messenger RNA. RefSeq lists its product as hypothetical. The coding region runs from base 1 to 2280 and encodes 759 amino acids. The transcript is spliced from 6 exons. Lineage: Eukaryota; Oomycota; Peronosporomycetes; Peronosporales; Peronosporaceae. The record is from RefSeq and is a predicted model, not a curated record.
AUGGACGCCAGCCUCAUGGCCAACGAGGUGUCGUCGCUCAGCGGCUACCGCAGCCCGACGCAGCUGCCCGCGCACGAGGAGGAGCCCCCGAUGCUGGCGCCCGAGGUCCAGGACGGCCCCGAGCAGUUCGACUUCCAUCAGUCGUUCGGGAUCAUGACGGGCCGCCGCCUGCAGCGCCGCUACCGGGGCGUGUACCAGAAGUACUCGUUCGUGACGCAGCUCGUGACGUGGAUCAUCGUCGUCUACAUCAUCGUGGUGUUUGCCGUGCUCGCCGCCAAGAAUUCAGCUACCACGGACGCGCAGGCGUCGGUGUCGGACGGAGCCUUCUACUUUGCCAUCAUUGUGCUGGCCCUGUACAUCCUCGUGAAGCUGGCACUGAUCGUGCGCUGGAUCAUUUACUGGAUCAUCAUCGCUGAGCUGCUGACGUACGCAAUCACGAGCAAUCUGUACGUGCUCUUCUGGAUCGACGACAAUGAAGUUACGGACACGGACCGCCAAGUGCGCCGCGUGAUGAUCAUCGUGCUCAUUUCAGUCGAGAUCAUCACGGUGUUCGCCUACUGGUUCACGCACUACGCGUAUCCGUGGCUGGUACUUCACCAGAAGCUGAACCUGGUGGAGUGGUGGAACGUCAAGCCUGGAGUGGAGACCAAUUCCAUCACGUACCGCUCGAAGGCACGCUUCUACUCGCGUAAACGCAACGUGGUCAAGUACUGCGGCGGAUUGAACGCUCAGGGCCAGCCUCAUGGCUUCGGCAUGUGGACGGACACGGCGUACCAUGGUGAACGCCUGACGGGUCAGUGGGAAGACGGCGUUCCUGUGGGUCCGUUCCGCAGUUUCGAGUACGGAAGUGGCUACUCGUUUGUGAACAUUCGUAUCGGGUUUUGUCACAACCGUGGCGAGAAGGGUCCGACGGAGAUUUUUUUCUUCCCGAAGCACUCGGACAACGGCUUGAACUGGGGUGUCGCCAGUGUGGAGUGCUCUGUGUCAGGCGGCUUCUUCAAAUACUUGCCUACAGUGACGCACUUGACGCCUUCGUACGUGGAUGAGAGCCCCCAGAGCGCAGCGGAAUGCCUCCCAGCGCUACGCACUCCGACCGAUGGCGUUGUUUUCAACCACAAGGAGGAAGAGGAAGCUAUGCACGGGAAGCCGCGACGCGAUCGUGUUAGGAGGAGGCACCUGUACCGGGAAGAAUCUGCUCCUGUCCUCGAUCUUCCUAGCACCGAUGCCGACGAUGGAAAGGAGGCGCUGGUAUUGCUGCACGGCUACAACUGUUCUCUGGACUACGGCAUGAACCGUCUAGCACAACUGCUUGCACUUGGAGACUUCCCCUCGUACAUUCAUCCGUAUGUAUUCAGCUGGCCUAGUGGUGGCGUGCUCGCUUAUUUCCAAGCGAAAGAGGUCGGCAGUGAAAGUGAGCGCACAGCGGACGACUUCAUCCUGUUUUUGAAGAGCCUGAUUGAUGCGGGAUACACGAAGCUGAACAUUAUCGCACACUCGAUGGGAGCACGCGUUUUCUUCAGCAGUCUCAACAAGGGUCUUUUCGACGAGGUGUUUUGGCCUACGGGGAGCCACACGAACAUGGGAAAUGCAACUAGAAAACUGGAGCUGUCUACGCUUACGUUCUGCAACCCGGACUAUGAUCGCAACGAUUUUGUCAAAUACGGCGGGGGAUACGACCGCGCGCGGCGCUUCUGCAGCCACAUCACGCUGUACGCGGACAGCAUGGACGGCGCGCUGUUUUACCUGGAGUAUCUGUCCAAGAAGUCGGUCACGGGUCCGCUGAACUACUCACUGGGUCGGCGCGGACACAUGAUCCAUCGCGACCCCGAGGAGAACGACGUGGCUGGACGGUCCGACACGCAGUUCCUCACCUGGCAGAACAAGAACCUGGCCGCACCGCAAGAUUUGGACCUGGCGUACGCUGCGGUGAACCAGCGCGCCAACUACCCGGGCGUGGCUGCGUUCGCGUACAACCGCAGCCGGACGCACCCCACCAACGACGAGUCGGCUCCUUACGGCACAACGCGAGGCGGUGAGAUGGAUGAAGACGCGCCGCUGCACUACCUGGACAUGGACGUGAUCGACACGACCUGGAUGGACAACAACGUGCACGCGAUCCGCCACAACUACUUCAACCUCAACCCAACGAUCGUGGACGACCUCCGCCACUUGAUCGUGCUCAAGAAGCGAGCGAGCGCCCGCCCCGGCCUGCUCAAGACCACGUCGGCCGAGAACGUCUACAUCUUCCUCGUGGCGCCGUCUCACGUCAAGAACAAGUAA